Molecule: messenger RNA, 834 nt
Organism: Seminavis robusta
Lineage: Eukaryota; Bacillariophyta; Bacillariophyceae; Naviculales; Naviculaceae
Source: the annotation of a GenBank genome assembly
AUGGCGUCGCAGUUCCGUAAUCUGUUACAAAAGAACCGCAAUGCAGUGGCUGCCGCCGCCGCAACUGGUGUCGCCCUGGCACCAGGUGUGGCCAUGACGACAUUUAUGUCUGACGACUGUGUCCACCCUGUUUCCUACCCAUGGAGGCACACUGGCUUGUUUUCCUCCUUUGAUUGCGCGGCUGUCCGUCGAGGUCUCCAAGUCUACCGUGAAGUCUGUGCUACUUGCCACUCCGUGGAUCGAAUCCGUUGGCGUGAAUUGGUGGGUGUCACUCACACAAAGGAUGAAGUCACCGAAAUGGCCAAGGAAGUCGAAGUUUUGGACGGACCCAACGACGAGGGAGAAAUGUUUGAACGUCCUGCCAAAUUGUUUGACAAAUUGCCCCAGCCAUACGCCAACAAGGAGGCUGGCCGUGCUGCCAACGGAGGAGCCUAUCCUCCUGACUUGAGUCUCAUGGUCAAAGCCAGACACUCGGGACAUGACUACGUUUUCGCCUUGUUGACCGGAUACGUUGACAAACCUGCUGGCAAGGAAAUGAUGUCCACCCUCUACUACAACCCCUACUUUCCCGGUGGUGCCAUUUCCAUGCCUCCUCCUCUCAAUGAUGGUGGUGUCGAGUACGAAGAUGGAACUGAAGCUACCAUCUCCCAGCAAGCUAGAGAUGUCGUCCAAUUCUUGCACUGGACUGCUGAACCCGAGUUGGAUGAGCGAAAGAAGAGCGCAGGGAAGUACCUGUCGGUUUUGGCCUUUGUGUGCGUCGCUACUGGCCUCUGGAAGCGCUGGAAGUGGGGUCCUCUCAAGACUCGAAUGAUCUCCUACGUUAAGGAGACCUAA